This is a messenger RNA of Mercenaria mercenaria, 1868 nucleotides long. RefSeq names its product 28S rRNA (cytosine-C(5))-methyltransferase-like. Gene Ontology annotation, cellular component: nucleolus. The record is from RefSeq and is a predicted model, not a curated record. Lineage: Eukaryota; Metazoa; Mollusca; Bivalvia; Venerida; Veneridae. Gene Ontology annotation, biological process: rRNA base methylation. Gene Ontology annotation, molecular function: methyltransferase activity. Bases 114 to 893 code for a protein of 259 amino acids. The transcript is spliced from 3 exons.
UACUUUUACAGGCUAGCUGUUUCCCAGCAUACAUACUAAAUCCUCCAAGUGGUUCCACAGUGAUAGAUUGUUGUGCUGCGCCAGGAAACAAAACAACACAUCUGGCAGCUAUUAUGGGGAAUAAUGGAACAAUAUAUGCCUUUGACAAGGAUCCAAAGAGGUUGUCAACGCUGAAGACACUUGUAGCAAAGGCUGGGGCUACUUGUGUACAAGCUGGAUGUAGAGACUUCCUGUCUGUUAGUCCGCUAGACAAGAUGUAUGAAAAUGUGGAGUAUAUAUUGGUGGAUCCUUCAUGUAGCGGAUCAGGAAUGGUUAACAGGCAGCAACAGUUUACAGACGAGAAGGAAUCGUGUACCUCGGAGAGGUUGCAACAACUGUCCAAGUUCCAAAUAUCCAUUCUAAAACAUGCACUUAGUUUUCCACAUGUUAAAAAGGUCGUUUAUUCAACGUGUUCCAUUCAUGAUGAAGAAAAUGAAAUGGUUGUUGAAGAAGUUUAUUCACAGUUUUGUGAGAAGUUUGAGAUAGAAAGUGUAAUGCCAGAAUGGAAAUAUAGAGGAAAGAAGAUAUAUAAACAUGGAAGUCAGUGUUUAAGAAUGUCUUACGAAGAUUGCCAAACUAACGGGUUUUUUGUUGCAAGUUUUAUAAAGAGAAGUAAUGAAUUGUUAGAAAAUGAUGUACCGAAAUGUUCUGAUAAAAGGAAGGAAAAAAUCAGCAAAAGUGAAUUUAAUUCUUCAUAUUUAAGAACAGUAACUUUAAGAUUUGGUGAAAAGAAAUUGAAGAAUAAUAGGCAAAAAGUAUAUGUACGAACUAAUGGCUUUUUGGGUAAACAUUCUUAUAUCAAAGAAAAAGACAAAACAAUAAGGGCGACAGCUAGAUGGACUGUGAUGAAGUAAAGCAUUUGAAUCAGUUUCUUAAAUAUAACAUACAUUUGUUGUGUCCCCAAAAAUGUUUUGGAAUGCAAUUAUAUUUUCCCAUGUUUGUACAUGUAUGUUUUCCUUACAUCUGUCCAAAUUUGUGCCAUGAAUAGCUCAAGAAGUAUUUGACCUUAUAUAUUAAGGCAUUGAACAUUAUAAGAUUGUAAUUAAGUAUGCGAAGUUUUGCACCUGUAGUUUUGUUUGUGAUUUCACUCAGUCAGAUCAGAGUUAUGGCCCUUGACAGUAAAAAGUUAUGUAUGAAGUUGCAUCUAGGGUUUUCUUGGGUAUUUCACUCCACAAGACUAGAGGUAUGACACUUGACUUAGACUAAAAUAUGCCUUAAAGGCCUCAAAAUUUAUGUCACAUGUAUCUUAAGAACUGUAUAGAAAUGUUGUUCAGCUUAUAAAGUUGUACGCCUGGAGUUUUAUUUGGGAUUUACGGCCUUCUUUCCCUUUCCUACCUUCCCUUCUAUAUCCAAGACAAGAAAAAAGAUUGUUUUUUUUUACUCUUCCACUUUCUUUUAUCUUGUGUUUGUGGUAUAGAUACCAGACUCCCCCAAUGGCUUUCAACCCCAACCUUAGGUAGUAUGAAAGUUUACUUAAUGCAUACCAGUAGCAUAACCGUUCAGUGAUAGAAAGUAGGGGCACCAGUUUCCUUAAGUGACAUCUAAUUUUCUCAAGUUAUAUGUGAGUUAAAUGCUACUGGAUAAAAUAUGUUUUUUCUUUGUUUAUUGUAAAAUAAUGUAAUGAAUCUGAUAUUUCAACAGGUCAGAUUUCUAGAAAUGAAGGACUAUACACAAUGAAAAUUUGAUUACAUGUAAAUGAAUGAAAUGGAUUGAAUAUACAAUACCAGGAUCAGUGAAGAGUUAGCUCAGUCGGACUGGAUAUCCUAUAUAUAUUAGGACUUUGUGUCAGUUACUCAUUCCACUUAACUAUUGCAUUCUGUUAAUUUCUU